Messenger RNA from Colletotrichum graminicola M1.001, 6726 nucleotides. RefSeq names its product beta-ketoacyl synthase domain-containing protein. NCBI's taxonomy places the organism in Eukaryota, Fungi, Ascomycota, Sordariomycetes, Glomerellales, Glomerellaceae. Gene Ontology annotation, biological process: secondary metabolite biosynthetic process; fatty acid biosynthetic process. Bases 1 to 6726 code for a protein of 2241 amino acids. Gene Ontology annotation, molecular function: phosphopantetheine binding; fatty acid synthase activity; 3-oxoacyl-[acyl-carrier-protein] synthase activity. The transcript is spliced from 6 exons. The record is from RefSeq and is a predicted model, not a curated record.
AUGAAACCCGUUGCCCCCGGCGAUGUGCCUGUCUUCGUCUUUGGGGACCAGACGGACGUCUUCUACCCAACGAUCAAGCUCCUCUACGCCCAGUCGUCGGCUAGCCCAUGGCUCCGCCUCUUCUUACAGACCGCAACGUCCACCCUCAAGGACGAGAUACAGGCGAUGGAGCCUAACCUGAGAGACACAUUCGGUGGCGACUUCACAGACCUCUUACAGCUCGCCGAGCGCUUUCGGGAAUCCGGCGACCCUGAGGGCCUGGCGAGCACUGUUCUGGUGACCAUCAUGCGAACCGGCGUUCUCGUGCAAUAUCUCGAAUCCAACCCGGCCCUCUUCUGCUCCAGCACUGAAUCCCCGACAUGUCUGGUGGCCGCCUGCGGGGGCCUGCUCGUUGCAGCAGCUCUUCUUUUCGCCCACGACAUGGCCUCGCUGUGCCGCGCCGGUCUCGACACGAUACGCAUGGCGCGCCGCUUGAUCGAGGUCGUCACCUCGAGGUCCCGGUCGAUCCAGGACGGCCCCGGAUGCUGGGGUUGGCUGGUACAGGGCGUCGACGCUACCAAGCUGCAGUCCGCUCUGGAUUCCUACCAUGAGACCGAGAACACGGUGGAACACAGAAAGAUGAAGCUGGCCGGGACGGGCCUCGAAAACGCGUGGCAUACCGUCGUCGGUCCCCCGGCGGUGCUGGAGCACUUCUUCGAGACAUUCCCGGCGGUGCAGAACCUCGCAAAAUCCAAACUACGGGUCUCGGGCCUCGUCCACGUCAUAUCAGAUGUGACGCAGGCCGAGAUCGAUCACGUAGCCGGUGGCAUGACCAGCGCCCUUCCCAUCAUGGAGAGCAACCCCGUGCGCGCUAAUGUCAAGCUGGUGUCGCUGGGCGAGGGCGGCGUUCUCUCGGCCCCGACGUGGAGUGUCCUGCUGCAGCUCCUCGUCCGUGAGAUCCUCAGCCAGCCCCUCAACAUGCCGCGGGGGCUAUCCGCCGUCAGCUCGGUGCUCCCGUCCGGCGCUGCGGUCAAGGUCUACGGCGUAGGGCCCUCGGUCCACAUCCCGACGUUAUGCGCGUAUCUGGGGGGCCAGGGCAACAAGGUCGUGGGGGUCGAGCGGGAUCCCAAGCCGCCGUUGGGCGAGCAGGACGCCAUGCAGAGCCCGGGGCGUGUUGCCAUUGUGGGCAUGGGAGGACGAUACCCGCGUUCCGGCGAUCUGGAGGAGUUUUGGCAACACAUCUGUCAAGGAAAAGCCCUUCACACCGAGAUCCCGAAAGACCGCUUCAGUCUUGACGAUUACUACAGCGCCAGCAGCUCUCCUUUCACGACAAACACCAAAUACGGAUGCUUCCUCGACAACCCGGGCCUCUUUGACGCCCGCUUCUUUAGCCUCUCCCCUCGCGAGGCGAUGGAAGUCGACCCGGCACACCGCCUUUUCCUCCUCGCCGUCUUCGAGGCCCUCGAGUCCGCCGGCUACUCCCGCCGGCCGCACACCAAGACGGCGGCCUGCCGCUUCGCCACGUUCGUCGGCCAGAUCGCCGACGACUGGGCAGAGAUCACCCGACUCCGCGGCGGCGACGCCUUCAGCCUCACCGGCAUCCAGCGCUCCUUCGCGGCCGGCCGCGUCAACUACCACUUCAAGUGGGCCGGCCCGGCCGUCACCCUCGACACAGCCUGCUCGUCGAGCAUGACGGCCCUCGACCAGGCCUGCACCUUUCUGCUGUCGGGCCAGUGCGACAUGGCCGUCGCCGGCGGCACAAACAUCCUCACCAGCCCCUCCAACUUCAACAUCCUCGGCAAGGCCGGUUUCACUUCCACCACCGGCGGUAGCAAGUCGUACCGCGCCGACGCCGACGGCUACUGCCGCGGCGAGUUCGUCGGCGCCUUCGUACUGAAGCGUUACGAGGACGCCGUCGCCGCCAACGACAACAUCCUCGCCGUCAUUCUCAGCUCCGCGAGGAACCAUUCGGGCGACGCCGUGUCUAUCACGCACUCGGACCCGGAGGCCCAGCAGGAGCUGAUGGCCGAGGUGCUCCGCAAAGCCCGCCUGGAGCCCUCGGACGUAUCCUACGUCGAGAUGCACGGCACCGGCACCCAGGUCGGCGACUACGCCGAGAUGAUGGCCGUCAGCAAAGCUCUCGGCCGCCGCCGCCGCCCACUUCCUCUCCCCCUGGGCUCUAUCAAGGCGAACGCAGGACACGGCGAGGCUGGUGCCGGUGCCGCGGCUGUGAUCAAGGCCAUCAUGAUGUUUGAGAGAAACAUCAUGCCGCCCCAGCCUGGCCUUCCCGGUCAGCUAAACCCGCGGUUCCCUCCCUUGUCGGAACUCAACGUCGAGAUCCCCACGGAGACGCAGAGUUUCGCGCCUGUGCCUGGACGCCCACGGAGGAUAUUAUUGAACAACUUUGAUGCGGCGGGCGGAAACACCUGUAUUUUGCUGGAGGAACCGCCAUCUCGCGGCAACGUCACGGACGUGUUGUCGGAAUCGGGGAUCGGCCUCCCGUCCAGAUACGUCGUCGUCACCUCGGCCAAGUCCCUCAAGUCUCAUGAGAUGAACAAGAAGAGACUUCUGGCGUACCUCGGGUCAAACCCAACCGUGCGCAUCCAAGACCUCGCCUAUACUACCGCCGCCAGACGCCUGCACCACUCCAUCCGCUCAGCCUACACGGCCGCGUCUGUCGAGGAGCUCGCGCGCCUGAUCGAGGCCGAUAUCGAAGCCGCCGCCGCCGCCGCCGCCGCCGGAGGACCUGCGCCCGGCUCCCCCGCCCGAAGAACCCCCAUCGUCUUCGCCUUCUCCGGCCAGGGCCAGCUUCACGCUGCCAUGGGCGCCUCUCUGUACCGCGACAGCGCCGCAUUCCGCAAAAAGAUGAAGACUUGCGUCCGCAUCUGCGAGUCGCUAGGCUUUCCGGCGUCCUUUGUUGACAUCAUCACCGACCCCAGCGUCGACGUCACGGAACGUACCGCCUCCGAGACCCAGCUGGCCAUCGUGUGCCUUGAGGUCUGUCUGGCCGCCUUCUGGACCUCGUGCGGCAUCGUUCCGGACUUCGUCAUUGGCCACAGCUUGGGGGAGUUCGCCGCUCUGCACCUGGCCGGUGUCCUCUCCCUCACCGACACACUAUUCCUGGUCGGCAAGCGCUCGCAGCUGAUGGAGCGGAGAUGUCGGGCCGGAGCCUUCUCUAUGCUGUCCAUCAAGGCUUCGUCAAGCUCCGCCGUGAUCAGCCAGCUGCUCGAGGAGUACCCCAGCACGUCCGUCUCGUGCAUCAACGGGCCCACGGCCACCGUUCUUAGCGGUCCGUCAGAGGACAUAUCGUCUCUGCAGGCCGCGUUGCGGACGCAACAUAAUAUCUGGUCCACGACUCUGCCGUUGCCGUACGCCUUCCAUUCGGCCCAGAUGGUCCCUGUGUUGGACGAAUAUGCCACCCUCGCACGAAGCGUCCCCUUCGGCACCCCCAAGAUCCCUUUCGCCUCGACGUUACUGGGGGAAGUCAUCUCCCAGGGCAACCGCAUCGAUGCGGCGUAUCUCGUCCGACAAACCCGCGAGGUCGUCGACUUUCAGGGCGGCGUACAGGCCAUCCAAUCCAGACUCGAAGGCGGCGGCGGCGGCCUGUGGCUGGAGUUGGGCCCGGCCGCCGUACUUACGGACCUGACCGCGUCCAUCUUGUCAUCAUCGCCCUCGUCGCGGACGGGGGGCGCACGCAUGGUCUGCUCGCUGAAGCCCGGCGGCUCGCCCUGGGACUCCAUCUCUGCCGCCCUCGCCGCUGCCUACGAGACGCAGCAGGACGUCGACUGGGUCGGCUUCUACGCCCCCUAUGCCUCCCAGCUGAGUCUGGUCCGGUUGCCUUCUUACGCUUUCGACCUCAAGGACUACUGGCGUCCGUACCCGUCGCCCGCGCCCGCGCCCGCGCCCGCGCCCGCAGCCGCUUCCCCGCCGGUCCUUGAAGCUCCCCCUCCUCUGCUCUCUACCUGCCUUCACCACGUCAUCUCCACGUCGGCCAAACUCUUCGAGUUCCGUUCCUCCCUCUUCGAGCCUCACCUCAAGUCGCUCAUCGAUGGCCACCGUCUGAUGGACGUACCCAUCUCGCCAGCCUGCGUCCUGGGCGAGAUGGCCCUCACCGCGGCCAGCUAUGCCCUCGGAAGAGCAGGCCACGAGACGUGCGAGGCCAUCGAGCUCGGCACCAGAAACUGCGUCUUCCUGAGACCGGUGUCGGUCGACAGCAGUAGAACCGGCCUGACGGUCACCAUCACUGCCGAGAUUCGUAACCGGCCCGAAGGCACCGCUGUCGAGAUCAAAAUGUUGGUGGACCAGCAAGACGGCUCCAGCCUCCCCGCCGCGCAGGUCGAAGUGCACAUGACAAGCCCUCAACGCCUCGCGGCCGACUGGGCCAUGGUCUCGCGCUUCAUCUGGGAACGCUGCGCCAGCGUCGUCGACGCCGCAAAGGCUGGCAGCGGCCAGCGCCUCACCCCGUCCUUCUUCUACUCCAUCUUCGCCCAGACGGUCAGCUACUCCGCCGCCUUCCAGCGCGUCGUCGACGUCUUCCUGUCCCCCGACAUGCAAGAGGGCGUCGCCAACGUCGUGCUGGCGCCCGCCCCGGAAUCAUGCUCCUUCACUCUCAACCCUUAUUGGCUCGAUAGCCUGACCCAUCUCGCCGGCUUCCUCGUCAACGGCGAUCCUUCCAAGCCUGCCGACGUGUUGUACAUGAUGAACUCUUACGACUCGUACAACAUCGUCGAGCCCCUCGAGUCAGGCCGCCCGUACACCGUCUACACCCGCGUCGUCAAGCGGGACAAGAAGUCGGCCGUUGUCAACGUCUAUGUUUUUUGCGACCAGCGCCUCGUCAUGCAGAACCUCGGCCUACAUCUCCAGCAGAUCCCAAAGUCCCUCAUCGCGCGCAUGAUUGGCAAGACAGAGGGUCCCGACAGCAAGCCAGCUGCCCCUGGCGCUGCACCGGCCUUGUUACGGUCAGCAGCAGCAGGAAAUACAAAGAGGGACCACUCGCUCGCCGUCACCUCACAAACUGGCCCGAUACCGGCGCGGCCCGCAGUCGUGGCGCGGCCCUUCCAGCCGCAGCCGCGGAAGCCCGAGGCGACACCCGGCAGACCCCCGAUCGCCGACGCCCUCCUGGCGGCCAUUGCUGAAGAGACCGGGUGCGAGGUGUCCGACCUGACGAGCUCGACGAGACUGCAGGACCUCGGGGUGGACUCCAUCAUGGCCGUCCAAAUCGCGGAAAGCCUGCGGAGCAAGCUGGGAAUAGAGAUCGGCGCCUCCGUGUUCCACGAGCAUUCCUCCGUCGGCGAGCUUCUGCGAGCACUCGCGGGGGUGGGUUCCGAAGCCGUCGACUCGGAAAAGCCGCAUCAGCCGUCGGCGACCACGCGGGCCAACGCGCUCGCGGGCGGUUCCGACGCUCUGUCCAACGACGCCGACGUCGGCACUUCACCAUCCGCCGGCGGAGGCGGCCGGUUCGGGCUCCUCGGGGUGCUCUUGAGCACCAUCGCUGCCGAGACCGGUGCCGAGGUAUCCGAUAUCGAAGACGACUUCACCGCCCUCGCGGACCUCGGCGUCGACUCUAUCAUGGCCAUGCAGAUCGCGGCCAAUGUUCGGGAUCAGACGGGCAUCGAUAUCCAUCCUUCAACGCUCGUCGAGAAUCCCACCAUUGGCGAUCUGCGCCGGACUUUUGGUCAGCAUCACGAGCAGCAGCAGCCGCAAGUUGCCGAGUCGGGAUCUGAGGCUGCGGCGGCUCUGUCGUCGGAAGCAUCAUCAAUAAAUGCCUCGAUCACUGCAGGCUACUCAUUCGUCGAGCACGCCGGGACACCGAGCACGACUGAUACCUCGGAGGUCGUCGUCGUCAACCCUACCAUCGAUUCUCUCAGCCACCAAGCCCCCCAAACGCCCGUGGCGCCCUCGACCCCGGCCGCGACCCCCUUGAAGGUUAACGUUGUCCUCAUGCAAGGCCGUAAAGCUUCCGGCCACACGCCGCUCUUCAUGUUCCCCGACGGCGCCGGCAGCGCCUCCACCUACAUGUACCUCAAGUGCUUCCGCAACGGUCGGCCCCUCUACGUCCUCGAGUCCCCCUACCUUAACAACCCGCGCGACUUCACCGUCGGCGUCGAGGAGGUGUCGGCCCUCUUCAAACAGGCCGUCCUCGACACCUACCCCGCAGGUAACUUCCUCCUUGCCGGCUACUCGGGCGGCGCCGUCUACGCCUACGAAACGGCCCGUCAGCUCAUAGCCGACGGCCACACCGUCAGCGGUCUCCUCCUCUUCGACAUGGCCGUGCCCUGCCUCCGCCCUGACCCGGGCAUGCCCCCUUCAAUGAGCCUCCUCCUCCCUGCCGCCAUGGUGCAGUCCCGCAACUGGGCCGAUCCGACCAUCAUGCGCAACCAGCAGGCGCACAUGGCCCAGAUGGUCCGCACCGUUGCCGAGUACGACCCCGUCCCCAUGCCCCCCGGCAAGCGACCCCUCCGCACCUGGGUGACGUGGUGCAAGCGCGGCGUCAUCGAGCGCCUCGACGAAGCCGCCCGCCGCCAGCUGCGCCAGAGCGGCAUCCUCACCGACGCCAUCCCCAACUUCAUGGAGGACUCCGCCGUCGGCCCCUUUGCCUGGGCCAUCCCCGCCGGCAAGCCCCUCGGGCCUAACGGCUGGGACAGGCUUGUCGGCCCCGUCAGAUGCACCUCUAUUGACGCCGAUCACUUUACCAUGAUCAUCCCGCCCGAUGUAGGUGGUCUCUUCCGCGUAGACUCUCAAACUUGA